This is a messenger RNA of Phalaenopsis equestris, 1638 nucleotides long. RefSeq names its product serine hydroxymethyltransferase 4. Gene Ontology annotation, cellular component: cytoplasm. The coding region runs from base 38 to 1516 and encodes 492 amino acids. Gene Ontology annotation, biological process: tetrahydrofolate interconversion; L-serine catabolic process; folic acid metabolic process. The transcript is spliced from 4 exons. NCBI's taxonomy places the organism in Eukaryota, Viridiplantae, Streptophyta, Magnoliopsida, Asparagales, Orchidaceae. Gene Ontology annotation, molecular function: glycine hydroxymethyltransferase activity; pyridoxal phosphate binding; zinc ion binding. The record is from RefSeq and is a predicted model, not a curated record.
CCGUCCGCCGCCUAUAAAACUCCUCCAUUCCCACGCCAUGGUAUCCUUCUCUAACAUCUCACUACAUCAUCCUUCCCCCGCUCCGCAUUUUUCCGCCGCAAUGGACUCCGUCGACACAUGGGGUCUUGCGCCUCUCUCCUCUGUCGAUCCAGAGAUCCACGACCUCAUCGAAAAGGAGAAGCGCCGGCAGUGCCGCGGGAUCGAGCUCAUUGCCUCCGAAAACUUCACUUCCUUCGCCGUCAUUGAAGCCCUUGGCAGCGCGCUCACCAACAAAUAUUCCGAGGGCAUGCCCGGCAACCGCUACUAUGGCGGCAACGAAUUCAUUGACGAGAUUGAGAACCUUUGCCGAUCCCGCGCUCUCGAAGCCUUCCAUCUUGAUCCCGAGAAGUGGGGCGUCAACGUCCAGCCUUAUUCUGGCAGCCCGGCUAAUUUCGCCGCUUACACCGCGGUCCUUAACCCCCAUGAUAGAAUCAUGGGCCUCGAUCUGCCCUCAGGCGGCCACCUCACUCAUGGAUACUACACAGCCGGUGGGAAGAAGAUCUCUGCCACUUCGAUCUACUUUGAGAGCUUGCCGUAUAAGGUGAAUUCCUCGACGGGGUACUUGGAUUAUGAGAAACUCGAGGAAAAAGCCUUGGAUUUCCGCCCUAAGCUCAUAAUUUGUGGCGGGAGUGCGUACCCGAGGGAUUGGGAUUAUGGGCGGUUCAGAUCCAUUGCUGAUAAGGUCGGUGCGCUGCUGCUUUGCGACAUGGCUCACAUCAGUGGCCUUGUUGCUGCGCAGGAAGCUAAUGAUCCAUUUGAGCACUGUGAUAUCGUCACAACCACAACACACAAGAGCCUCAGAGGCCCAAGAGCUGGCAUGAUCUUCUACAGGAAGGGCCCGAAGCCACCGAAGAAGGGACAGCCAGAGAAUGCAAUUUAUGAAUUUGAAGACAAAAUUAACUUUGCAGUUUUUCCUUCCCUUCAAGGAGGUCCUCACAAUCACCAGAUAGCCGCAUUAGCUGUCGCACUGAAACAGGCCUCAUCGCCGGGAUUCAAGGCAUAUGCCAAGCAGGUUAAGGCAAAUGCUGCCGCCCUCGGAAAGUAUUUGAUAAAGAAGGGAUACAAUAUUGUUACCAAUGGGACAGAGAAUCACCUUGUCCUUUGGGAUCUUCGUCCUCUUGGCUUGACUGGGAACAAGGUGGAGAAGGUUUGUGAUCUCUGCAACAUAACACUCAACAAAAAUGCUGUUUUUGGUGACAGCAGUGCUUUGGCUCCUGGUGGCGUCCGUAUAGGUGCUCCUGCCAUGACCUCUAGAGGAUUGGUCGAGAAGGAUUUUGAGCAAAUUGCAGAGUUUCUCCACCAAGCAGUAACCGUUACCCUGAGCAUCCAGAAGGAACACGGUAAGCUCCUGAAGGACUUUAAUAAGGGUUUAGCGAACAAUGAGGACAUUGAGAACCUCAAGGCUGCUGUAGAGAAGUUUUCCGCUUCAUUUGACAUGCCCGGCUUUCAGACUUCUGAAAUGAAAUACAAGGACUAGACUCGUACGUCUCACCGAAUAUUACAUCUUCCUUUGUAUUUCUGAGUUUUCUGUCUCUUUAUGGAUUUGUUUUUCAUCUUUUUUUUUUGGCUAUCUAAUUAUUUGAACUUGUUUUUGUUUGA